AUGUCCAUGCCUCUUCGCCAACCCGCGCCUCCCAAGAGCCGCCCUGCCAAGGCAACCACAGGAGACGGCUCUGGUGCACGAGUGAAGGGAGGCAAGUGCGCAGCAGGCAAGGAGGGGAGGGAGGGGGUGUCGAGUGAGCGGGAGGGCAGGGAUGAGUGUGCAGAUGUGCUUGUAUCGGACUGGCAUGGGGACUUUCUGGAGGAUGAGGGGGAAGUGGAAGGGGCGAAGGGAGGGGAGGAGGAUGGGGAGAAGAGAGGGGAGGAAGUGUGGGGGGGGAAGAGAAGGAGGGAUGACGAGGAGGAGGAGGAGGAGGAGGAGGAGGAGGAUACAGUGACGGUUGCUACAAGGGUGGAGAGGAGGAAGAUUGCCAAAGCCAGGGCUGCCGGAGAGAGGGCGGAAAGGGGCGGACGGAACGGGAGGGGGAGGGGGAGGGGGAGGGGGACAGGGGCGGGGAAGCGGAAGGGGAAGGGUGCAGAGGGGGAGGACGUGCACGAAUGUGAUUCUACUGCUGCGAAACAAGGUGAGGAGGGGAGCCAUGGGGAUUUGUUGGCUCAUGCUGGAGCUGCUGCUGCUGCUGCUGCUGCUGCAAAGGAUGGUGAAGUGCAGGUGGGCGCAUUGAGCAGGGAGGGUGGGAAGGGGAGGGUGAAGGGGACGGGGAAGUGGAAGCGGAAGGGUGCAGAGCGGGAAGGAGUGCAGGAAGGGGAUUCCACUGCGGUGAAAGAAUGGGAAGAAGGGGGUCAUGGGGAGUUGUUGGCCCGUGCUGCUGCUGCUGCUGCUGCAAAGGAUGGUGAAGUUCAGGUGGGCACGUCGAAAAGGGGAAGUGAGAGGGGAAAGAGGGGAAGGCAUGGCAAGGGGUCUUCACGUGGUGUGUACAAGUCCAGGGCUGUGUCGCCUGGCAGGGCCGUGUUGCCUGGCAGGGCCGUGUCGCCUGGCAGGGCUGUGUCGCCUGGCAGGGCUGGUGCUGCUGCUCAGGCAACACGGUAUGCCACUGCAUUGGAUGCUGAUGAUGCUGAUGCAGAUGAUGAUGCUCACACUCCUGCUCACACUACUGCUGCAAGUGGUCCUGCUAGUGGCGGUGCCACAGAUGCAGACAGGCAUAAUGAUCAGGCAGACCAGUCCCAUCAGCCACAGCAGCAGCCACGGCAGCAGCAGCAGCAGCAGCAGCAGCAGCAGCAGCAGCAGGCAGCGCGUGGGAAGGAAGUGCAGCUGGAGGAGGCGAAGUGGAGUGCUGGGGAGCAGGAGCGUAGGGCAAUGGCAGAGCGCUUCAUAGCGCACGUGGCUCCCCAGUGCAGCACACGCAUCCUGCAGAGCUGCGCGUGGAUCCACGAGGUCACAGCCACUGCUGCCAAGAUGCUAGACAAAGAUGCACAGCGCUUGGCCCAGUCAAACCAGCGCGUUCACGGGGCCGGCAAAGGAGGAGUAGGGGUGGAUGUGCGUGCAGGGGAGGCAGAGCCUGGGAAGCAUCAGGAGGGUGGUGCAGUGCUGGGCAGUGGUGGUGAUCAGGGGGGGGUUGCCACCUUAUUUUCCUUUCCUUACCUGGCACAGUUAGGCCAUGUAUUACCCGGAAAACGACCCUGA
This is a messenger RNA of Closterium sp. Naga37s-1, 1578 nucleotides long. The record is from the annotation of a GenBank genome assembly. Lineage: Eukaryota; Viridiplantae; Streptophyta; Zygnematophyceae; Desmidiales; Closteriaceae.